UACGGAAAUGUGUGCAUGUCCUUGAUUAUGAAGUAACGUGGAGAGAGAUAAGCUGCAUCUUAUGGUGUAAUUUGUCGCUUAUCCAAUUCAAAGCUAGGCGUGUGUCAACACCAGCCCAGUGACCAUGCCUCUCCACAAGUACCCCCCAAAGAUCUGGGAAGCCCUAAAACUGAAGCAGGGGAUCUAUGCCCGCCUCCCCAAACACUACCUCCGCUCUCUGGAGGAGACCACGCAGCCCACCCCGGUCCACUGGAAGGCCCUGGGAGUCAAGUACAGGGCCAACCCUAAAACAGGGCACAAGGAGCGGGUACAAGACGUCCCCAUCCCCAUCUACUACCCACCAGAGUCCCAGGACGGUCUAUGGGGAGGCGAGGGAUGGAUAUCAGGCUUCAGAUAUGCCAACAAUGAUAAACUAUCCAACAGGCUGGAAAGAGUCUGGAAGCCACAACUGUUCACCAGAGAGCUGUACAGCGAGAUCCUCAACCACAAGUUCACCAUCACCGUCACGGCUCGCACCCUAGACCUCAUCGAUGCCGCCUACGGCUUGGACUUCUACAUCCUGAGGACACCAAAGGAGGACCUGAACUCCAAGCUAGGAAUGGACCUGAGGCGGGCCAUGCUCUUGAGGCUGGCCUUUAAAGACACCCAGCUCUACCCAGAGGACCCUGCCAAGAGGGAGAAGAUCUACACCAAGUACAAGCAGCAGUUUGAAAUCCCUGCAGAGGAGGCUGAGUGGGUUGGCCUGAGUGUGGAUGAGGCCGUGGAGAAACAGAGACAACUGGAGCACAAGGAGCCGGAGCCUCUGUUCAAGCGCUGUGUGGAGAACCUGGUGAAGGAGCUGGUCGUCCAGAAACUCUCUGAACCACAGCUGGUGGAGAAGAAGUAAGGGCCAUUUCCUUAGGAGCACUGAGGUCACUUCCUGUUGACGGUGACACUUGGGGACACUUGGUGGUUACUUGGUCCCAUUUAAAGACACUUAUUUAUUCAGGUUCUAUUUUUCAGCAGCUGAUUUGGACCUAUCUCCAUCUGGGUUGUUACCAUUUAAAUAUUCCCCAUUCCUCUGUUUGAUAGUGAGGCUUUCCUUGGUCAGUGCUAUAUCAUUUGUCUAAGGAAUAAAAUAUUCACAUUUCUUAA
Molecule: messenger RNA, 1134 nt
Organism: Coregonus clupeaformis (lake whitefish)
Lineage: Eukaryota; Metazoa; Chordata; Actinopteri; Salmoniformes; Salmonidae
Gene: mrpl28
Product: mitochondrial ribosomal protein L28
Exons: 6
Coding region: 125-886 (253 amino acids)
Cellular component (GO): mitochondrial large ribosomal subunit
Molecular function (GO): structural constituent of ribosome
Source: RefSeq, a predicted model, not a curated record